Messenger RNA from Neoarius graeffei (lesser salmon catfish), 930 nucleotides. RefSeq names its product odorant receptor 131-2-like. Bases 1 to 930 code for a protein of 309 amino acids. Gene Ontology annotation, cellular component: membrane. Gene Ontology annotation, molecular function: G protein-coupled receptor activity. Gene Ontology annotation, biological process: G protein-coupled receptor signaling pathway. The record is from RefSeq and is a predicted model, not a curated record. The transcript has a single exon. Lineage: Eukaryota; Metazoa; Chordata; Actinopteri; Siluriformes; Ariidae.
AUGAAUAUGAGCCGAGAUGCAUUUGAAGAAGCCUUUAUAAAGAAUUUAAUAUCAGUUGGAUUAGGUCUAAUUAUAACCUACAUCAAUGGUAUUUUUGUGUUUGCCUUUUUUAGCACUCCAAUUUUCUACAGUGACCCAAGAUAUAUUUUAUAUGUUCACCUUGUCAUCAAUGACAUAAUGAUGCUUUUCAUAUCAGUUGCUCUGCAAGUUAUGUCUUACACUGUACCACUUGUCAAUGUCACAGUGUGUUGUUUUCUGCUUCUGUUGGCCUCAACAACCUCAAACAACUCUGCAGUGAAUCUGGCUGGAAUGGCCUUGGAACGAUACAUUGCCAUCUGCAAACCUCUGCAUCAUGUUCAGCUGUGCACAGUGAAAAGGACGUACAUCUGCAUUAGCUUUAUAUGGCUGUUUUCUAUUGUGCCUGUGAUAACAGAUAUCAUCAUUACCUUACUGAAUCAACCCAUCAGGUUUUUCUUUACAUCAAUUAUGUGCUAUCACAAGAACCUUUUUGACUCCAAUGACCACCUGAUCAAAACAGCCUUUAUACAGGCACUGUAUUUGUUAAGUGUGUGGAUGACACUCAUCUUUACUUAUGUUAAGGUUCUUCAGGCAGCUAAUGCUGCAACUACUGAUCAGGUUAUGGCCAGAAAAACUCGGAACACUAUUCUUCUCCAUGGCAUACAGCUCCUUCUCUGUAUGCUUGCUUAUGUCACACCAUUUAUAAACAAUUUUUUGUUGGCAUUGUUCCCUAAAUAUAAAAGUACAUUUAUGUUUAUCACCUAUCUAUUGUCUCAUAUAUUUCCAAGACUACUAAGUCCACUUAUUUAUGGAGUCCGUGAUCAAAAAAUGUUUAAAUGUGUGAGUAAAUAUUUGGCAUGUAGUCAGUUUAGCACACAGGUUGGACCUAUGGACAAGGAACCAAAAUCUUAG